CAGGCCGCGCGGAAGGGCGCGCGGCCGCGGAGGCCCCCUCCCCCACUUUUCGCUGCGCACGGCAGGAACCCGUCGCCCGGGCUGCUUCGCCUGCUGUGGUCGGUCGUCGUCAUGGAUUCUCCGUGGGAUGAGCUGACCCUUGCCUUUUCUCGCACGUCUAUGUUCCCCUUCUUUGACAUCGCCCACUACCUGGUGUCCGUGAUGGCGCUGAAGCGUCAGCCAGGAGCUGCGGCAGUGGCAUGGAAGAAUCCUCUUUCAAGCUGGUUUACUGCUAUGCUCCAUUGCUUUGGUGGAGGAAUUUUAUCCUGUGUAUUGCUUGCAGAGCCUCCGUUGAGGUUUCUUGCAAACACCACUAAUAUAUUACUGGCAUCUUCAAUCUGGUAUAUUAUAUUUUUUUGCCCAUGUGACCUAGUUUCCCAGGGCUAUUCUUUCCUACCUGUUCAACUCUUGGCUGCGGGAAUGAAAGAAGUGACCAGAACUUGGAAAAUAGUAGGUGGAGUCACACAUGCUAAUAGCUAUUACAAAAAUGGCUGGAUAGUCAUGAUAGCUAUUGGAUGGGCUCGAGGUGCAGGUGGUACUGUUAUCACGAAUUUUGAGCAGUUGGUAAAAGGAGGUUGGAAACCAGAAGCUGAUGAAUGGCUGAAGAUGUCCUACCCUGCCAAGGUAACCCUCCUGGGGUCAGUUAUCUUCACUUUCCAGCACACGAAGCAUCUGGCAGUAUCAAGGCAUAACCUUAUGUUCCUUUAUACCAUGUUUCUUGUGGCCACAAAGAUAACCAUGAUGAUUACAGAGACUGCUAAUGUGCCUUUCGCUCCUUUUGAGGAUACAUUGAGUCGGAUGCUGUUUGGCUGGCAGCAGCAGUUUUCAUCAUGUGAAAAGAAAAGUGAAACAAAAUCAUCUUUUAAUGGUACUGGUUCAUCGACCUCAAAACCUAUAGCUGUUGCUUCAGAUACUGUUAAAAAGAAACAUACUAAGAAGACUGAGUAAAUUUACUUUAUGAGCUCUAAAGGCAGAAAUUUUUUUUCUUAUCUACCUGUCUGAUUGUGAUAAAUAUUUCUAUGUAAAUGAUGUGAAAUAAAGAUUACAUAUAAGGAAUGGAGGUGACAAAAAGAAAGAACUUCUUUCUGUUUCAGGGAGAUUGUCUCUUUCUGGAUUGUAAUUCUUGAGUGUUUUGAGUGUAUCAUGUGAAAUUGUUUUCCUAAGUUAUAUAUAAAAGAUUCUGUUGUGAUUAUUUUCAUAGUUUUAUAUUGAUAAAGGAGGCUAGAUUUUUUCCUAAUGUUAGAAAAAGUAAACUUACUAUCAUUGCAAAAUAAUAAAAAUUAAAGCCUUU
Molecule: messenger RNA, 1330 nt
Organism: Neomonachus schauinslandi (Hawaiian monk seal)
Lineage: Eukaryota; Metazoa; Chordata; Mammalia; Carnivora; Phocidae
Gene: TMEM38B
Product: transmembrane protein 38B
Exons: 6
Coding region: 112-987 (291 amino acids)
Biological process (GO): potassium ion transmembrane transport
Cellular component (GO): membrane
Molecular function (GO): potassium channel activity; identical protein binding
Source: RefSeq, a predicted model, not a curated record